AUGCUACUGCCAAACGAAGAGCCUUCUAUGGAAUCAGCAAAUACCAGUACGAUUGGAGAUACCCCAUCGGAGGCUGUCGCGCAACCCGUUGUUCCUCCUGAAGCGGAAGAACCAGUCGAAGAGGAAACUCCCACGCAACCAGCCGGUCCUUUAGGGUCGUGGACGCGAGUUAAGAAGGUUGACAGUGGACCAGUAUUCUCGCCUCUUACUGCAAAGUAUCGCGCAGAAGAAGAGCGACAUCGAAAGGAGGCAGAAGCACGAGAAAAGCAACAAGAGAAGUUGGAACCUGUUGUAUUCACAGAAAAGACUAGCGCUGUGUUGACGAAAAAGGUGAAAGGCCCAAUCGAAUUCAAGAAAAGAUCGGCUGCAAAGAGUGUACGGCAACGGACGCAAUAG
Messenger RNA from Cooperia oncophora, 396 nucleotides. The record is from the annotation of a GenBank genome assembly. NCBI's taxonomy places the organism in Eukaryota, Metazoa, Nematoda, Chromadorea, Rhabditida, Trichostrongylidae.